AUGCCAGCUGUUCCCGAGAGGCAGGGUUUGGACAGGUCUCCGCCGGCGUCGAGUCCGCUACGACUGCCGGUGGAGGACCUUGAUGAUACAGACAGCUCAGCCUUGGACGAGGACCACGUGGAUGUUGAAGCACCGUCCUCAGCAGAGGAGGGCGCGCACUUCGGUCAGAGCCUUCAGAUCGACAUGAAGACGCUCGUGGGCGAUGCAGUGGGCAAUAUUAGCAUCAGCCCAUCCUCGAGGGACCUUGUUCUUGCUGCACGCCGCGGCCUGUUCAUCAUUGAUUUGGAAGCACCGCUUGAAGUACCCCGUUUCCUGCCUCAGGGAGGGACAUGGGAUGUCGCAGACGUGCAAUGGAGCCCUCAUACGGCUCGCUCAGAAUAUAUAGUCUCCACUUCUAGCGAGAAACUGCUAAUAUGGAAUCUCAUGUUGCAAGGGAAGACGUCAAUACAGCACGUACUGCACUCGCACUACCGUGCUAUCACGGAUAUAAACUGGCACACGAGCGAGUACGACACCGUCAUCAGCACCGGCAUUGACUCCUGGUUAUGGGCGUGGGAUCUGCGCCAACCUCGGAAGCCAAGCAUAGGUCUUUGCGCUUUUCAUGGACUUUCAGCGGGCGGAGGGACGCAUGUCAAGUGGAAUCGCCACGACCCCAACGUCAUCGCAUCUGCGCACACGAACGAGGUUCUCAUCUGGGAUCGCAGAAAUGGCUCUUUACCAACCGCACGCAUACCCGCCCACAGAUCGAAAAUUUACGGACUAGAUUGGUCCCACACUGCACGGAAUGAACUCGUCACCUGCUCACUCGACCGCACUAUCAAGUUCUGGGAUAUCAACUGCCUCUCAGACACGCCCGGCGUUCAAUCGUCUGAGGCAAAGGCGACUAUUCACACCUCGUACCCGGUCUGGCGAGCGAGGAACUUGCCUUUUGGCGAGGGUGUGAUGAGCUUGCCUCAGCGAGGGGGGACUGCGCUGGAACUGUACGCGAGGGAUAACUUGGAAGAGCCUAUCGAAGCGUUUGAAGGCCAUACAGAUGUUGUCAAGGAGUUCGUGUGGCGCAAUGGCGAACAGGAUGACUUCCAGCUUAUAACUUGGUCGAAGGAUCGUACCCUGCGCUUCUGGCCUGUUGACCAUGAAACACUACAUCGCGUCGGUCAUGUAUUUGGCGAGAACAGGGGUCGCACAGGCAAGCGCCCCUCGCUCGACGUCCAAAGCUACCGGGACGUCACCUUCCGCGGCCCCACCGAGACCACACCGCAAUCCAUGCUCUCUGCCCCCAUCGGCAACCGCUCCAUCCUCGCCGAAGUGCGAGCCCUCCCGCCCAGCAUGACCACCACCUCCGCUCCAGUGGUCCUCGGUGGUGGCGCGGAGAAACCCACCAGCGCCCACGGACGCAUCUCCAACACGCGCCACGUUCCCAUCCCCCACACCAUCGCGAGCCUGAAGAAGACGGGGACGAUGAGCAAGGGGAGCGUGACGGGGAAGUCGGUCGCGACGCAGAUGGAUGCGUUCACUUGGCUGUCGAAGGUGCGGGUGGGUGGGAGGAGGGGGAGUAGUUCGGGGCGGGGGAGCGAUGUGAGCCCGAGUGGGUCUCAGUCGAGGCCGGCGUCGGCGGUGAGGGGGAGGAGUAUCAAUCGGAUCGAGAGCGAUAGCGAGGACGAGAAGGAGGAGCAGUCGCUGGCGGAUGAGAUCCUGUCCGUCGUCAAGAAGCUGGCAGAGCACAAAAUUAAGCUGGAGAAGGCCGACCUGACUAAGAAGCGCACCUGCACUCUAGGCUUGCACGGCCCUUGGGGCGAGAAGUCGUCUGUCUUUCUCCGUGUCACCUUCACCUUUCCGAAGGACUACCCACACGCCCAACAUCCGGGCGGCACCCCAAGCGUUGAAGUCGAGCGCAGUCCUUUGAUCUCGAUGAAGGACUACGUUUUCAUCCUCCGCCGCUUGCGGACAAUCCGACAGCACCGGAGACCUUGCCUAGAGGCUUGUUUGCGCUUCCUCCUGUUCGCCAGGGAGGACGAGCAUGCUCGGGGGCCACUGUAUCCUGACUCGGAAUCGUCGUCAGAUGAGGACGAAGCUGGGAAGUCGAGGGAUGUGACGGUAUCUUUGUUGCGGAACAAUAAGAACCUGACAGAGCCGAGGACACUGCAGGGCGCUUUCGGGCCCAAUGGAGAGCUCGUCUGCUUCUUCCGCGCGCCUCCCCGCAUCGUCCGCACCCUCAUGCCCGACGUCUCCGGCUCCCCCGACGAGACAGGAAAGGUCACUCCAAAGCUCUUCAAGCACCCCGCCCUCAUCUUCGACGCCGUCGACCGCCUGGGCAGCUUCACCCCCGAGCGACCCAGUAAGCCCUACCCCCGCCGGCCUGGUCGGGGGGAGGCCGACAACAUUGCGCGCAUCAUGACGAACCUGCUCACUUUCUCCCCCUUACAAUACCGCCCCGAGCUCGCGUCGCACGCCGAGGACCAGCCACAGAGCUAUGUGCUGCCGAUGCGGCGGAGCACGAUCGCGGUGACGAACACAAUGGGGCUGGCGGGGCCGGAGAGGAAGGUGGCGGUGGAUUAUGUGUUUUUGGGAGACUCGUUGGAGGAUGUGUGUAGAGCGAAUGCGGAGGCGGCGAGGGUGCAUGGGAGGUAUGAUCAUCAGAGGGUGUUUGAGGCGCUUGCGGCGUUGUUUCCGGCGUUGGAAGACGAGAAUGGACCGCAUAGGUAUAAGAAGAUGAGCGCGGCGCAGCAGGUAGUGAUGAAGUACUUCGAAGAUUUCUGCGUUGCGAAAGACGUGCAAAUGCUGGGGAUGCUGUCGUCUGUCAUCCUCCAGGCAUUCGACCAUCACCAGCUCGGGGCAAUACAGCCGAAAUCCCCAGUGACCGCUAUGCACACUCGUCGCUCAACCCCUCUGUCGGCCAACGUUGCCAAUCUGGACUACUUUACCACCCGACGUUCGCGUACGAGUCCUCACUCUCCACCUUGGCAUCGGUCCGGGAACGAUUCCCCUUCGCGCAAUUUCAUCAACGCUGCGAUUUCCUCCUCCAACUCAUCUCGUGGCUCAUGGUCCAGUCUCUUCAAUACUGGCACAAUGCGGCAGUACCUUGCAGGCGUGCAAGAUACCCUCCGCGAAGGCCUCGCCACCCCUUCGACCGACACCCUCCCACCUACGCCCAAACUUCCGCCCACGCCUACCACACCCUUAACUCCUCGACCAACAAUCCCCGUCCCAACUAGCAAAGUACUUCGCGGGCCCGACUCGCCCAUCCCUCGAGCUCGGAGGCCACGGCAGAACUCGAUCCUCGCCCCACUGAACGAGCCGAUGUCGAAGUCUUGGAACGAGUCGUUCUUCGGGUCGAAUCCAGGACCUUCACCGCCGGUAGUGCAGUCCUCAUACUCGUCGGCGGGGUCUGGGAAUAACAGGGUAGGGCAGCGCUCGAGGCGGCCGACGUUCUCGAGGGUGCCGCCGCCGAAGACGAUAACGACGGUGACGGAGAAGCGGUUGGUGUUCAAGGAGGAGAUGAUGCUGGCGGAGGGGAGGUGA
This is a messenger RNA of Schizophyllum commune H4-8, 3519 nucleotides long. Its product is annotated as WD40 repeat-like protein. The transcript is spliced from 12 exons. Gene Ontology annotation, molecular function: protein binding. The record is from RefSeq and is a predicted model, not a curated record. The coding region runs from base 1 to 3519 and encodes 1172 amino acids. NCBI's taxonomy places the organism in Eukaryota, Fungi, Basidiomycota, Agaricomycetes, Agaricales, Schizophyllaceae.